CGAUUAACACAUUAUUAAUGUCAGCAAGGUAAGAUCGCUGCUGCGGGGGACUCGGAUCACUGGAAACGGACCAUGGCGGCUGCCACGAGCAGCAACACAUCCACAGCCACGCUACAGAUCAAGCACUCCAGUAUCGAGCAUACGCGGAAACGCAUGGACCCGAGGAGGAGGCAAGCGGCGUUGUCUUUUCUCAGCAACAUUUCUCUGGAUGGGCGACCCGUGCAAGACGAUGCAGACAAUCAAAACGAAGAGGAUGAGUCGCUUGAAGCUAGGACUAGACAGAGCCUGGUUUCUCCGGAGCGCUCGGUGUACGGUGCCGCUGGCGCCGCCGGAGCUGCAGCAGCUGCUGCGGCGGCGGCUGCGGCCACCACGGCGGCCCAGGCGCUCGCUUUUGCAAACCAGGCUCUUCUCGCCAGCAGUCGGGGCAGUUGCGGGACGGGUCCCGCUGCUGCCCCGGCGGGUACAGACACGGGGGGCGACGCUUUCCUGCCCUCCACGUUCAGCUCGCCGUUCUCCGCGGUGCCGGCAUCGACUAGAGGGAGGCUGCAGACCUACACUCAGGGAAUCCUACCUGCCCCUUACUCCAGGCAAACCUCCCAGAACUACAGCCUGGAGGGCGGACAGAUAGCCAACUCUGCGAUAGAGCUGCAGAGAUCAAGACGAAGACUCAUCUCUCAGCGCUCUUCGCUUGAAACGCUUGAGGACAUUGAAGAGAAUGCUCCUCUUCGCAGAUGCCGAACCCUAUCGGGUUCACCCCGACCAAAGAGCUUCAAGAAGAUCCACUUCAUAAAGAACAUGAGGCAACAUGAUAUGCGCAAUGGAAGGAUAGUCCUUAUCAGUGGCAGAAGAUCCUUCUAUAGUGUAUUUUCUGUCCUGCCCUAUCGAGAUUGUAGCCAAGCAGGGGAUGUCAAGCUGGAAGGAGGAGGGCGUCAGCGGCACCCGUCAGGAGGAGUCAGUGCCAAGGAGAUGGUGAUCGGGCUGGAGGGGGUGGAGCUAGGAGCGGAUGGAAAGACUGUGUCCUACACCCAGUUCCUGUAUCCCACUAACGUGCUGGGUGGUCGGAGGAACACCAUCGACUCCACCUCGUCCUUCUCUCAGUCCCGUAACGCCAGCCAUAGAAGCCUCAGUUUGGGCCGAGCCAACAGCAACCAGAGCAGCUUAGACACAGGGAAUGAUCUGGGGGACUUCCGCGAGUACGACCCCAAUCUGCUGGACGACCCGCAGUGGCCUUGUGGAAAACACAAGCGAGUGCUCAUCUUCCCCUCCUACAUGACUACGGUCAUUGAAUACGUGAAACCCUCUGACCUCAAAAAGGACAUGAACGAAACCUUCAAGGAGAAAUUCCCCCACAUAAGGCUGACACUCAGCAAGAUUAGGAGCUUGAAAAGGGAGAUAAAAAAGCUGGCCCAGGAUGAAUGUGGUUACGAGGAGCCGACGGUGGCCAUGGCGUUCGUCUACUUUGAGAAACUCGUGCUUCAAGGCAAACUAAACAAGCAGAAUCGGAAACUCUGCGCCGGAGCGUGUGUCCUUCUGGCGGCCAAGAUCGGCGGCGAUCUGAAGAAACAUGAGGUCAAGCUCCUGAUAGAUAAACUGGAAGAGAGGUUCAGAGUGAAUCGCAGAGAGCUGAUAGCCUUCGAGUUCCCGGUCCUGGUGGCGUUAGAGUUCAACCUGCACCUGCCAGAGCACGAGAUCAUGCCGCACUACAGACGCCUGCUGCAGACCUCCUAGCAUUAGGACCCAUCAGGAGGACGACCACCAGGUUCUCCCCCUGAUCCUCCCACGCGAUCCAUCCUCCCACAUUACUCCUCAUCCCCGUCUGACAGUUUUAAGGUACCGUCGGCUGCAGCACUCUACUUCCUCUCAGAAACCUGGAAUCAGCCAAAGGGACACACAUUUCUACAACUUUCCUGCAUCGUUUGAUAUCAUCAUCACUACACAGACUUGUGAAGUUCAACCGUCUGCAAACAAGCUGUUUUUCUAGUUUGCACGUUUUGACGUCUUCAUCUUCACUUUGUAUAUUUUAGAGCUCACUUGUUGAUUAAGAGAGCUGUUUUUUUUUGUUUGAUUCUGAUUUUAACUGAUUCUCAGUUAAAACAUCCAAUGAUUGUAACAUAUUUUUUUUUAAUCAUCUCUUUUCAUUAAUCUUCCCUCUUGUGAACUUUGGUAAGAUUGAUUGCCUCCUGGCCUGCAGAAAAAUUGAAACAAAAGCCAUUUAAGUGGCUCGUUUUGGCUGGACUUCCUCAGAGUGACUCAUCAUUUCGCAAGUCAUCGUCUUUAAAAGUGCACUUUUUGAAUAUUGCAAAGAAAGGGGGGGGAGGGGGACAUUUUUUCCCAGAGUUUUAAAGAGCUUGGGAACUAACCCUGAAAAAUAAGCUGUGUUCAUAAGCACCACACAUGAGUCAUUUAAAUGGACCUGUUGAAUUGUUUUUCUCUCCACAGUUUUUUAUUCACAACUCUCCGCAUGACGAGUAACGAUUGUUUGCAUACAGGUACUUGAAGACGAGAUGGGACUUCCUAUUUUCACUGAAGUAUUCCAUUCAUUUUCUACCAGUCAAAUGCUUGCUAUGGACUUACACAGACCGGGCCCACUUUUAUCAGUGUCGAAUUUCCUGUGCUCUAUGUUAGAGUGUAUUGCUAGCACAUUUACGGUGCUAUAACGGGGUCAGGACGGUCGCUUUGAAGAGGUGCAAAAAUGCCAUUAAACAGUGAUCAGGAUGAGCAGCAGGGUGCUUGAGGACGUGGGCUGAAACCCUGUGCCAGUAAUUAUUUUCCCUGCUGAAGUGUCCUUGAACCCCUCAGGCUUCAGGGACACGCUGAGCAGACCUGUCUGAGGAGGAGAAAAAUCUAAACAAGAUCCCAGCAGGGAUCAGAGACAUCUGCAUAUAACUUGAAUCAUCAUUGAAAAAAACCUGGAAAUGAACAACUAAUGUGACCAAUUUAAAAAAGUAUUCUUCCAUUGAUUUGGCAUGUAUCUCAACUUGAUUUUCUCUUUUAUUACCUUGAAAUUGAGUAUUGAAGGGGGAAAAGAAAGGUAUUUAAUGCUGUUCCAAGUAUUGAUGGUGUUUAAGUUGAAUUAUCACAACAUUAAACCAGAUUGUAAUGAGGAAAUCAUUGAUUAUGCUGAUUUAAGGUGAAAAAAUAAAUAAAUACGGAGCUUAUUUCUGUUUGCAAGCCCAAAGAUUUCGCUAGGAGAUGCACACUAAAGACUCAUGGGCGACACUUAUUACCUGUGUAUGUUUGUAAAUAAAUUGCUUUGCUUGUUCAA
Molecule: messenger RNA, 3265 nt
Organism: Centropristis striata (black sea bass)
Lineage: Eukaryota; Metazoa; Chordata; Actinopteri; Perciformes; Serranidae
Gene: cables1
Product: Cdk5 and Abl enzyme substrate 1
Exons: 10
Coding region: 73-1728 (551 amino acids)
Biological process (GO): nervous system development; regulation of cell cycle
Cellular component (GO): cytosol
Source: RefSeq, a predicted model, not a curated record